This is a messenger RNA of Gymnodraco acuticeps, 1593 nucleotides long. RefSeq names its product serine/threonine-protein phosphatase 6 catalytic subunit. The coding region runs from base 85 to 1002 and encodes 305 amino acids. Gene Ontology annotation, cellular component: cytoplasm. Gene Ontology annotation, molecular function: protein serine/threonine phosphatase activity. The transcript is spliced from 7 exons. The record is from RefSeq and is a predicted model, not a curated record. Gene Ontology annotation, biological process: G1/S transition of mitotic cell cycle; peptidyl-serine dephosphorylation. NCBI's taxonomy places the organism in Eukaryota, Metazoa, Chordata, Actinopteri, Perciformes, Bathydraconidae.
UUGGUAAACACAGACAACAGGGGGCAGUAGAGGGAGCUCGCUGAGUUGUUGCAGGAAGUUGCGCAUGACUACAAGCUCGGCACCAUGGCGCCUCUAGAUCUGGAUAAAUAUGCAGAGAUUGCCAAACAGUGUAAAUAUCUCCCAGAAAAUGACCUGAAGAGGUUAUGUGAUUACGUGUGUGACCUUCUGCUGGAGGAGUCCAACGUGCAGCCCGUCUCCACUCCUGUAACAGUAUGUGGUGACAUACAUGGACAGUUUUAUGAUCUUUGUGAACUCUUCCGAACGGGCGGCCAGGUUCCUGACACAAACUACAUAUUUAUGGGCGACUUUGUUGACCGAGGUUAUUACAGUUUGGAGACGUUCACCUACCUGCUUGUGCUGAAAGCCAAAUGGCCCGACCGCAUCACGCUUCUACGUGGAAACCAUGAGAGCAGACAGAUCACCCAGGUGUAUGGCUUUUAUGAUGAGUGCCAGACCAAGUAUGGGAAUGCAAAUGCCUGGCGUUACUGCACCAAAGUGUUUGAUAUGUUAACAGUUGCAGCUCUGAUGGACGAGCAGAUCCUAUGUGUCCACGGAGGCCUCUCCCCAGACAUAAAAACUCUGGAUCAAAUUCGAACCAUUGAGCGGAACCAGGAGAUCCCUCACAAAGGAGCCUUUUGUGACCUGGUGUGGUCAGACCCUGAAGACGUGGACACCUGGGCCAUCAGCCCCAGAGGAGCCGGCUGGCUCUUUGGUGCAAAGGUCACAAAUGAGUUUGUUCACAUCAACAACCUGAAGCUGAUCUGCAGGGCACACCAACUUGUCCACGAAGGCUACAAGUUCAUGUUCGAUGAGAAGCUGGUCACAGUGUGGUCGGCUCCCAACUACUGCUAUCGCUGCGGCAACAUCGCCUCCAUUAUGGUCUUUAAAGAUGCUAACACAAGAGAACCGAAGCUCUUCAGAGCAGUGCCUGACUCUGAGAGGGUUAUCCCACCCCGAACAACUACACCCUAUUUCCUGUAAGCCCAUUCAAACCAAGCAGCCAUUUGUUCAGUGCACAGACGGUGGCAUCAGCACUUAUAAACCCAUAUGAAUUUUGUAUUGUACAUUUAGAGUAUUUACAGUGCACUUUGCUGUGCCAACUGCCCGUUGUUAUCCCCAGUACAGUUAAGUGAGGUGGCGCAGCAGUGGCGCUGUGUUGUUUUAGAGGAAGGAUGGAAUUGACCCUUGUAAAACGUUCAUAUUUAUACAUUUAGAUUGUACUUAUCUAUAGAAAUUCCCUCUGCUGAGAAAUUGCAGGUGCAGUGUUAUAUACAAUGUCUCAAUUUAUUUUGUUAUGCUUAUGUAUUAAAACUGGAUGUCAGAUAAUAAAGCACUGCACAAAUUGGAGUUAUACACUUAGUGUUAUUAUGUGAUAUUAUAAAUAAACAUGGGAGUAAAUGUGUAAACAAAUGGCUAUAUCCAUUUGUUAGAAUUCUGUAAGGCCUGUGAUACCUUUGAAGAUUCUCUCUGAUUUCAAGAUUUGGAAUCAGUGCUUGUGAUUAUUUGUUUUCUGUGUAACCAUUCUGUUUUUAAAUAAAGAAAUCCAUUAAUUGUAAAUGUGAGUUGAACACA